AGAUUUGAAAAAAAAAAAAAAAAGAAGAAGAAUAACCGCUUGCGAGUGGCCGGUCGUUACGAUAGCAAUCCGUUCGAUGAAGAAGAAGUGAAUCCUUUCUCUGACCCAGCUGUUAGGGGGAAAGCAUCAGGCCAGUCAAAGUUUGGAGGAGGUGCAUUUUAUACAACUUCUGGAAGUGUUCCCCCUGCAGCAAAUUCAAGGCUUUCUCCUCUUCCUCCUGAACCGGUCGGUUUCAAUUAUGAUCGGGAUGCACCGAUUGACAUUCCUCUUGAUUCAGCUACUGACUUGAAGAAGAAAGAAAAGGAACUUCAAGCUAAAGAGGCUGAAUUAAAAAGACGGGAGCAGGAGGUAAGACGGAAAGAAGAAGCUGCAGCACGAGCUGGAAUUGUACUUGAGGAGAAAAAUUGGCCACCUUUUUUCCCAAUUAUUCAUCAUGAUAUUGCAAAUGAAAUACCAAUACAUCUACAAAGGUUGCAGUACGUUGCGUUUGCAACAUUUUUAGGAUUGGUUCUGUGUCUUUUCUGGAAUGUCAUAGCUGUUACUACAGCAUGGAUCAAAGGCGAAGGGGUAAAAAUUUGGUUCCUUGCCAUUAUUUACUUCAUAGCUGGGGUUCCUGGAGCCUAUGUGCUGUGGUAUCGUCCUCUGUAUCGUGCUUUCAGAACUGAAAGUGCUUUGAAGUUUGGAUGGUUUUUCCUGUUUUAUUUGCUCCACAUUGGCUUUUGCAUAGUUGCUGCAGUUGCUCCCCCUAUAUUUUUCAAAGGAAAAUCUCUCACGGGUAUUUUGCCUGCAAUAGAUGUUCUAAGCGGCCAUGCUCUGGUUGGGAUAUUCUACUUCGUUGGAUUUGGAUUAUUCGUCGUUGAAACACUGGUCAGCAUCUGGGUUAUUCAGCAAGUAUACAUGUACUUCCGUGGAAGCGGUAAAGCUGCUGAGAUGAAGCGUGAAGCUGCACGAGGAGCAAUGAGGGCUGCUCUAUGAUAAUACCCUCAGAAGGGAAACACUGCGAUAACCUCAUCUGUGGAUUUAGGUUGUACAUGCCCUUGGCCAUGGAUAGUUCGACGAUUUGGCGAUUGCUUGAGCCUGGCUUUUGUUACACCUGUAUUCUUAACUAUUUUCGAGUGCAACUUUUUGUACAUGUGUACUGGAGAUAAUUAACAUGAGGCUUUGUUGAGACUCACUAUCAUCAUUCCCCA
Molecule: messenger RNA, 1190 nt
Organism: Pistacia vera
Lineage: Eukaryota; Viridiplantae; Streptophyta; Magnoliopsida; Sapindales; Anacardiaceae
Product: secretory carrier-associated membrane protein 3
Exons: 13
Biological process (GO): protein transport
Cellular component (GO): trans-Golgi network membrane; recycling endosome membrane
Source: RefSeq, a predicted model, not a curated record